This is a messenger RNA of Symbiodinium sp. CCMP2456, 1446 nucleotides long. NCBI's taxonomy places the organism in Eukaryota, Dinophyceae, Suessiales, Symbiodiniaceae. The record is from the annotation of a GenBank genome assembly.
AUGACACCGAUGCUCACCGACAGCGCUCCGGUGCAGAUGGACCGACAGAGAUCCAAAGAUGUAAAACUGCAGAUGCCGUGCCAAGUAGAAUCCGCGUCACCGGAGCUCUACAAGCGCUUCUUCGCCAAUGCCCCUUCGGGCCAAGACUUCUUCAAGCAGUCAACGACACGGCUGUACUUCUUGGCGGACCGAGUUGUCGAGAUGACUGUGGAGAUGUAUCGCGAGCCCAGGAAGAUGGUGCAAGAAAUCUCGGGGCUCGGCCUUCGACACGUCGGUUGGGGUAUCCCUCCGGAACUCUUUUCCCCGUACUGCUCUGGCGCGGUGGAUACGAUUCGAGCCCUGACUCCAGACGAGAACGCGCAAGCCGCCUUUCGUUUCUCUCUCUCGCUCAUUGCGAAGAUCCUAGUCCGGGCUGUCACCGAGGGAUCCACUCUCGUGAUGAGAGCGAUUAACACCAAUCAGGAAGCUUCGCUGAAGAAGGCCAUCUCCAUCGCCCCGCGAGGUAGACGGGCAAUGGAGCUGCUAAACAUUUCUGUGGGCACCCAGUCCAUCUCCCCCCUUUUCUGGUCCAUCGAGAGUGGCAGCUUGAACAGCGCCCGUGCGAUGCUCGUGGACCUCCUGACGAUCCGAGCGGACCGUGAUGUGUACUACUAUGGCUGUGAUGCCAUGUUCACGCGGCAUCCGGACCUGAUCUUGCGCUUGUGCAGCGAUGCAUCGACGUUGCUGUGGACCUUGUUUGAUGGCCUCGUUUGGCGGUCGAGGCUAGUGCAGAACGGCCAGCGCCGUGUCAACUACUACAUCAAGCAUUUGGUCCAAGAUGUGGAGGGCAACUUCAGUCAAGCCCUGAAAUGGCUCGCGCACCACAAGGAUCCGCGGCUUGUCAGCCACGGCGUGGUCGUGACCUUCGCAGAUCUUUUGUGGAACCGCCUAGCCUCCUUCCAGUUCCUGCUGGGGAGAGGCUACUUCCUUUUCACGCUGAUCGUCUUCAUCACUAGCCAGUCGCUGUUGAUACCAGGGGAAGAAUCCCUGGGAAAGAACAUCGCCACGUUCGUGUGCCGCUGCUUCCUGUACCUAGGGAGCAUGAGCAAGCUGGUCUUCGAUCACUGCAAGACCUUCUGCGGAGCGCUGAAGGCCGGCGACUACCACUGGUACUGGAUCCUGCCGGUGCCAACAUACUUGCACAGCACCCAGCAGGUGGGCGGCCUACUUCUCGUGCUGCUGCUGAUUCUCAUGUACGUGCAGGAGCCUGUUCUUUGGUGCAUCGCUUUCGGCGACAAUGGGCCGACCUCCAUCCCUUUGAGCGCCACAUGCGAAGAGGCGAACGAUGUGAGGACCAGCUACUCGAUGUGCUCCUGCUUGGCCAUGAUGAUGUACUGGGCGUUGCUCAUGGACUUCACCCUUCUCUCCAUGCGCAUUUCAGCCUUUGUGCUGGUCACCCUGGCCUGA